Xyrichtys novacula (pearly razorfish) is the source of this 12260-nucleotide messenger RNA. Lineage: Eukaryota; Metazoa; Chordata; Actinopteri; Labriformes; Labridae. The record is from the annotation of a GenBank genome assembly.
UUUUCCUUUUUGUGUUUUCUUGUUUUUCCUCUCAGGUGUUUAAAAAAAGUCAGUUUAAUAACUUGAUGAAUAUUUGCAGCUCUGCUGGAGAGUGUCGGCGGCUACGUCAAGUUCACAGAAAUUACUGAAGAGUAAUCCAGUUAAGCUCGUGGUUUAAUCCUGCAAACUCCUCUGCAGUCUUGGAUUAUGUGUGUGAGUGUGUGAGUGUGUGUGUGUGUGUUUCCUUGUUCAGAUCUGUGUGUUAUUUCUUCUCUCUGAUUUUUUCAGACUGAGAAGGAGACUGAAGAGAAACCAUCAGAUCAUCCUCAGCUCCUCUUCUUCAUCCUUCCUCUCUCUCUCUCUCUCCUGAAGAUGAUGUCCAAAGCUCCUCGGUGAGUUAGAGUUAUGUCAUUUUCUCAUUAUUAAUUAUUUUAAAAAGAGAUUGUUGCAUCUCUGUAAUCAUUACAUUCAUUAAAGUUAAAGUCUGUGAGCAUCACUGUUUUAUUGUUGACCUGCAGUCUUUGGUGUGUCAGUAAAUCCUGGUCUGGUUUGGAGUCAGACGGAUGUGGUCUGAGGGUUUUGGACUCGCACACGUCUCUCUCUCCUUUGGCUGCACCCUCACAUUAACGCUCCCUGACCCGUCCUGAUCACUCUGGGUCUUCAGGUUUACUGCAGGGAGAUAAAACAUGACUCUGUCUGAGGUAUGACAGAGUCUCCUCAUACACAAACUUUCACUCUGAGUUAUUUUUCUUUGCAGUUUUCAGUCCAAACUUUAAAGCGUCACAAUAACAGACAGAACGGUUUUAUCUGAACAGACGUGAACCUCUUAACCUCUGCAGCACCCUGAGCUAUCUUAGACCGGACUUACAUAAGAGUGUGAACCUUCAGAGUCGACAGAGGAGGUAAAAAAAGAGGGAAAAAGUUCUGUGAGCAGCAGCAGACACCGAUGAUCACGAGCUUCAGCGUAUUUCCAUUAAAUAAGCUAACAUGGAUCAUUUCUUUGAAUGAUCAUCUUCAGUAAAAUCAGAUCAAACAUUCAAACUAAAUAUUAUCGAGUCGAUUCAGGAUGAUGUUCUUUUCCUCCACAGAUGGCCGGACAACCAGGGAAACUCUCACAGCAACAACAAACCUGCAGCCAAGAGCGGAGCAAAGGUCAGCGCCACGACCGCACACACACUUAGACUGAGAACUACGGAGGCCCUGAAGGUCAAACUGCACAAUCAAAGAAUGGUCUAUUCUUCAAGUUUAUGUUGUUAUCAGUGCGUCCGUGAAGUGACCCUCAUGAACACAAAGUACUAAUUUCUUCCCGCGCCUGUUUGUGUUGUUGAACAAUGGUGACGUUUGUCACAUAUUGAUGACGUAAAGGUCGGAUGAACGCGACCUGAGCGUCACACUGCAGUCACAUCAGAUACAUAUCUGAUUUAUAUCCACAUACAGAAGAGGCCUGGGUCGGAUCAGAACCAAUCAGAACUGACCUGUUCACACUUAGAUGAAAAAAUCAGAUAUGAGUCACAGAUGGUUAAAACAUCUGAACUGACCUGCAGUCUGAGCGUAGACUAAGAGAGGCGCAGAGGAACACAACAAAAACUAUUAUCAUCUAUAUUUUAAUGGAUAUGAAGCCGAACAAGGUAACAUAGAGAUGAGAACCAAACUGGACGAUAGAGAAUUGUUUUUAAUCUACAGCUGAUUUAAGACACGGGUCAGAACCGAGCCUGAACAUGGAGGUUAGUAAAAGCUAAACAGGAAGAAGUUAAAACAGUUUGAAGUUUGUUGAGUCAGAGACAAAUUCAUCCUUCAGUGAUCAAAGUUUCAGCCUGUUUGUUUUUCAGUCACAGAUUCAAAUAAAAAGGUUUUCAGUGAAAUAUUCGCUCUGUUCCUCUAAAUGAAGUGAAUCUUGUUUCCACCUCUCAAAGACGUUUUAGUGUGGCGUCCUUCUUCUCCACCCUCCUCUCCUGAAGUUCUACUCUGCAGUUAAAAUGUUCAUCCCAUUUUUCAUAAAUCCUCCCAUCAUGCCUCUGGUUUCUUCAGCGUGUCUGCAGGUUUUUCGGGGUGUUCGUGCGCUUUAGUUUGAUUAACGUCCUCGUUAAAGUCUGGAGAUGAAGAGCAGCAGAGUCAGGCCUCCUCUUCAUCGAUUCCUCGGGGGCUCAGAUUGAUGGUCUCUGCAGUUGUCGAGGUUGCAUCUCUGGAGAAUAGACCAGAGUAAUUAAGUGUGUGUGUGUGUGUGUGUGUGUGUGUGUGUGUGUGUGUGUGUGUGUGUGUGUGUGUGUGUGUGUGUGUGUGUUUGUCCUAGAGCGGUCACACUGCUGGUCAGAUGGUACUUAAGUAAAUUAAGAGCUCUGGUGAGGAUUUAGAGGGUUUCUCCAGAGGUGAUGGGAUUGUACGUGUCAAAGCGUCCGAGUUUGGACUUCAGGUUUUAACGGGAGGAGGUGUGAUGAUGUUUGACGUUUAGAUCGGAUCCUCCUCAAACUUGGACCGGACUCAGAUCUGUCAUUUCUCUGACCGUCAGCCUCCGCUCGGUUUCUCUCUCCUGAAGGAAGCAGCAGCAGGUGUGAGCGCCGCGGCCAAACACGGCGGCCCCGGCUCGUCUAAAUCCAGAGUGAGCAGGAGUGACAGCCUGAGCGGCAGAGGGGCGGACUCCUCCGUCCGAGCUGGAGGCGGUCUGAAGAGGAGCGGUCAGCAGAGUCUGGUGGGUCAGCUGGGCGGCAGAGCGGCUCCUCGCUCUGACAGACCGGCUCUCCGCCUCUGCAGCAGCCGCAGCUUCUCCUCCCUCCACACCUCCUCCCUCACCGCCGCUCCCUUCAUCCGAGGAGGCCGCUCGCUCAGCAGACUCGACCAGAGAUCCUCCAAAGACGGUCAGUCCUCCGCUCCUUCAGAAGUCUGUGCAGAUAUUCUCAGUUUCUUUCAUGGUUUCUCUCCAAACUUUUGUUUCAGCUCCAAGUUCACAAACAGCAAAAGAGGACAGACCGCAGCCGAUCAGGUCGGAUUCAGUUUGAGUGUUUCUGAGGUUUUUAUGGUCGGGCUGUUAUCAGAGAGGUAACUGUGGUCCUGUUCCUGUUUUAAAGGACAAACACCGACCUGAGCGACGAUGGAGAGGAAGUGAAAACCUGCUCCUCUGAGGCGUCCGAGUCUAAAGGUCAUCAUCACAGCUACAAGGUCAAGAAACAGGUGAGAGUUUGACUUCAGUGCUCAGCGGGUCUGAUCCUCAAAGAUAAACCUCAGAUCUUCUGUUUGUGAUGAAGAAAAGCUGUCUGAGAGUGAAAACCUCGUUUUAGAUGAAUUUAGGACCAUCAUGAGUUCGUCCGUAAUCCAAACAAAUCCAGCAGACUCUCCGUCCUCCGCCCUGACGUGUUUAACGCCGCUUUCUUUCCCACAGAGCAGAGAUGGCGUGUCCACGCUCUGUGCCAUGACCUCUGGGAUGAGACGAAAUCUGGUUCAGGCCGUGUUGAAGAACGUGAGGCCGGGUCCUUCAUCUGAAACCAGGUAAAAAAAAAAAAGACCUGAUUCUCUUUAAACCAGAAAAUCUGUUUCUUUGAAGAAUUUAAUCCUAUGAAAUAAAAGAGAAGUUUCUAAGUUUCUGGAUCUCCCUCACAGCCCCCCCUCCGAGCUGCAGACCCCCCCUCGCCUCCCUGACGCUCUGAAGAAAACCAAUCAGACCGAAACCCAAAACCAGGACCAGGACCAGGAUCUGAGUCUGCAGAGUCCUGCUGAUAAAAACUCAUCCUCCACCGUCGCCUCGUCUCAUUUCUUCCGCCCGAUCUCACCCCCAGCCUCCCCCACCCUGACCCCCAUCAGGUCUGGACACCAGGGUGAGGGGGGGGAGGGUUCUUCCUGUUACUAUGGAGACACUCAGACCGGUGAGUCACAGUGUCGCUGGAGUUUCUAAUUAAAGGAGAUUUUUUUAUAUAAAUAUCAUAUUUCACUCACAUGUUUGACUCUGACCAGCAGGCGUGACGGGCGACUCCUCCUCCUCGCCGAUGUCAUCGAAGGACGAGAGUUCGGACAAAAGUUCAGACGCUCAAAAUGAAGAUGAGCAGAAAUUAAAAACUGAGGAGCAGCGAGAGUCGACGAUCGAGAGGAAGACCGGACAACUUCUGAGAGAGGUGAGACCAUGAGGGUACGGUGGCCCUGAGGGUCAACUGAACAAAAAUUUAUGACACCAAAAACAUUUUAAAUAUUAUGAAAAAUUAUGACUUUAUACAACAAAAUAGACACCCAAUUAUGAUUUAAAAAAAUCAUGAAAUACAAAAAUUUAAUGGAAUGUAAAAACAAAAAGAAUCAUAAAUAUUUUAUCCAGUGAAUUUUUUUUUUAUGAAAUGCAAACAAAAAAAUUCUACAAAAUAUGAACUUACUGGAAAGAACAUGGAAAUAGAUCUGAAAGAGGAAAAACAUUUUACUGAACACAAAAAUAUUCUAUUAAUACAAAAAAUAAUUGGCCACAAAAAUUUGCAAACACAAAAAGUUUUUGCUUUGAAAAAUAUUUCAAAACAUGUAAAAUAAUUUUAAAAACCUAAUAUUUUUAUUAAUAUUAUUUGAUAUAUUCAAAAAAUUCAUUGGAAUAUAAAUAUUUAAUAUUUAAUGAAAUACUCAAUAUUCGUAAUAUUUAAAAAUAUUUUAUAAACCCAUAAAAAAGGUGUAAAAAAAUUUUCAUGAAAAAGAUUUUACAAAACGAAAAAUGUUCAUGAAACAUUAAAACAUUUCAUGAAAAAUAUUUUAUAAAAUGCAAAAAAUUAUUCAGAUAAAAAAUAGUUUUUUACUGCUGAAAAAACAUUUUACAUAACAGAAAUUUUUUAAAAUUUUUAAAAAAAUUUCACUUCUAUGUGUGCAUUUUUAUUUUUUCUAAUGGUCGUUGAUUUUUUUUAGAUGUUUCACAUCCAGUAAAAUGUCUUUGCAUUUGUCCCUCAGGGCCACCGUACAUCAGUGUUUUUUAGCAGCUCCAUUUCUUCCCUGUCAAACUUUCAAAGUUUUUUAAUGUAAGUGAUUAAUUUAAGUCCUUCAAGGGGAAAUUGCAGAAUUUACAGCAGCGAUAAAUACAGAAGAGAAAUGAAAGAGUGAAGAAACUUAGGAGUUAAAAAAAGAUGUGAAAUAAAUAAAUAAAUAAAUUCAUUAGUGUUAUUAUUUAUCAAAAACGGAUUGAUCAGACCUCCCGUUUAGGACAAACGUCUCCUGACAGUCUGAGAUCUUUCCUCACAGCUCGAACUCACUCAGAGGGAAGUUUCUCGGCUGCAGCAGGUCAACAGAAACCUGCAGGAUGAGCUUCAGCAGCAGAGAGAGGGUCGAUCUUCUUCUUCUUCUUCUUCUCUACAGGUAACUUCUGCACACGCUCAGAUUUAAGAACUCCUAACAGGAAGUCUGAGAGUUUCUCCUCCUGCUUGUUUCUGUUGAAGGUUGAUCUUCCUCCUGAACAAACUCCGGCUCUCCAGCAGCUGCAGAAGAUGAACCACGACCUCCGCUCUGAGCUGGAGGCUCUGAAGAGGAGUCAGGAGGAGGCCAGGGAGGCGGAGCUGAGGCGGAGAGUCGACCUCCUGGCUCAGCAGGCGCAGCUCCUGGUCACGGGUGACGCCACGGCUCUCGCACAGGUCCACAUGGAGCACGACCGCCGGCGGUUUCAGGAGCAGCGGGCGGAGUGGGAGCGCUGCAUGACCUCCCUGAAGUCGGAGCUGAGCGCCGCUGAGGAGCAGAGGAGGGAGGCGGAGUCUCGCUUCAUGCAGCUGCAGCAGGAGGUUCAGGGUUACCACAGUCUCCAGGAGGAGGCCACUCGUCUUCAGAAGAACCUCCAAGACAUGAAAAGUGAGCUGGAAACCAACGAGGAGGUGCAGGCUCGGAAGGAGGCGCGUCUGCAGAAACACCUCCUGCUGCUCCAGGAGAGUCAGGACCGAGAGCGGAGGAGUCUGGCUGCCAGCCUGGCUCAGGCGGAGCAACACUCCCAGGAGCUCCAGAGGAGACUGGACCAGGCUGAGGAGCAGGUGGAGAACCUGAGUAAGACUCAGACCUGGACCUGGGAGAUCGAGAGAGCUCAGCAGCAGCUCCAGGACGAGCUCUCACAGACGGUCUCAGCUGUUCAGAAGCUCCAGGAGGAGAGGGAGCAGCUGGAGCGUCACUGCGAGGAGCUCCAGAGUCAGCUGUCCGAGGCCGACGGGGAGGUGAGCCGUCUGCAGAGCCGCCUGAAGACAGACGAGACCAUCUACUACAACAUGGAGCACUCCUACGAGAAGGUCUGUGAGGAGCUGCAGGUGGUCUUAGGUCAGGUGAAGCAGAAGGAAGCAGACACUCAGGAGAUCCGAGAAGGUUACGAGAGGCUCCUGGACAGGAAGGAGCAGGAGCUGAGUGAAGUUCUGCUGAAGAUGGAGGUGUUAGGGAACAGUCUGGAGGAGACGGAGGUCCGGCUGAGCGAAACCAUCAGAGUCUGUACCUGCAGGUCCUCAGAGGCUCCUCAGAAACAGACCUGUCCUCUCAGAGUGGACUCAGGUCCUCCAUCUUCUGGAGACGACCCCGAGAGGUUCAUGUCUGUGAUCCAGGCUCUGGAGACCAAGCUCUACGUGACGGAGGAGAAGCUGAGGGACAUCAAACAGAGACUGGAGGAGCAGCAGGGUCACCAGGCCUGUCAGGACCCCCACCUCUGCUCCCAGCUGACCCAGAGCCGGGCCGCCAACCAGCACCUGAGCCUCCUGCUGCACAGCCACGCCAAGCAGAACCAGCGCUUCGCCCAGCUGACCGAGAGCCGCUGCAGGACGCUGCUGGGCCGGUUCCAGGUCACCCUGAACAUCAUCCAGGUCUGCAGAGACAGGCUCCAGACCACGCCCAUCAACAUCACCGAGUUUGAGAGGCAGCUCGCCACCGCCGCCUCCUGCCUCCAACAAGGAGAGAAAGACGCCGAGAAACACGUGCAGGAAUCACGAAACGCAGGCAGAGGAGAGGAGAAGAUCCUGAACGAUGAGUCUGGACCUGAGAGAAGAUCCUCAGAGGACCAGGAGGACCAGGAGGACCAGGAGGACCAGGAUGGUUUGAUGAAGGAACUGUUCGUGGUGGAGAAGAUGGUGACGGUCCUUCAGAGCGGAGAAAUCCUCUCAACGCCGAGACAGACGGAGGAGGACCUGACUCAGAGGUACAGGAACAUCGUCUCUCAGAGGACGGCGUUAAAACUGAAGGAGUGUGAAAACGGCGAACCUCUGGAGAGCGCCGUCCACAGAGCCUGCGAGGAGGCGGAGCUCGUCUACGGCGCCCUGAAACUUCAGCAGCAGUACGAGAGAGAGAGGAGCGCACAGAGCGAGGAACAUCAACAGAGGAGUUUAGCAGACAUCAACCCGCCUGAGCUAGCUCCUUAUGAGGGCCGAGGUCCAGGAGGAGCUGCAGGUGAGGACCAGGAGUCUGAGGUGAAGAAGGUGGAGGCGGAGAAAGAAGGAGACGCACCAGAGAGGCUGAUCCUCCGACUUCAGAGAAGAUCUGAGUUCAUCCGCCUGACGCGUCAGGAGACUUCACCACCAGAGGGCGGUGUGGACACGGAGAACCCUCCUGACGUGGACUCCAGCUGGGUCCAGGAGCAGGUGAGGAUCAUCUACCUGUCAGAGAGACUUCUCCUGGAUUUGAUGGAGCUGAUGGAGAAACUUCAGACUCUGAGCAAAGAGGAGGAGACCAUCUCGCCGACGGAGCAGGAGGUUCUAAACCAGCUUCAGGACGACAACAGUUUAUUAAGGAAGGAGCUGGAGCGAGCCGAGCUGAAGAUCAUCUCCAUGGAGACCGGGAACCAGAAACUCCUGGAGAACAUGCAGGAGAUCGAGGACUAUCACGAGGAGCGGAUCAACAGGUUGGAGGCCGAGUUUCAGGAGAAGAUCAAGGAGCUGCAGCAGAUCCACGAGGAGGAGAUGAAGUGUCUGCACAGUUACUACAACAAGUCCUGUCUGUUCAAGGAGAAGAAGGCUCAGACCUCCUCCUCCUCCUCAGCUGAGGAGACUGUGACGGAGAGGAGGACAGAGGAGGAGCUCAGAGGACAGACAGGAGGUCAUGAGGUCCAUCAGAAAGACUCGGAGAUCCUGGAGGUAAAAACUCUUCUUCUUUAUCAAACGGACAGAUUUUUAUAACCGAGUUUUAACUGAAGGAUCUUUAAACCUAGACUCCUGAGGAGGAGAACUUCUCCGCUCUGGAGGAGAUGCACAGACAGCUGAUCAGUGACCUCCAGCAGCAGCAUCAGCAGGAGGUGGCGGCUCUUCUCAAGGAGAAAGACCAGCUGCUGCAGGAGGAGACGGCCGCCACCAUGGCAGGUAAACGCCGUUUAGACGAGCAGAAAUAAAAAAACUCUUUUAGUUUAGAGACGCUGGAGUCUUCUCCGUCUGUGUCCACCAGAAACCUCAGAGAACUUCUCAUGAUGAUGAAAACUGUCCUGCAGCAGGUUCACGUCUCCUCUAAGAGGAUCAGACAGUUUUGAUGUGCGGUGGUUUUCUUUGCCUUCGUUGUCGACCAGAAGCUCCUCCUUGGUUUUGAUUGGUCAGAGAUGAGACGUGACAUUGACGUGCAGGUCGGCGUUUUAAAAGAGAAGUUUCUCAGAGCGGAGGAUCAUGAAGGUCGUUUCUCUCUCCGCAGCCAUCGUGGCGAUGAGGCGAGCUCACAAACAGGAGCUGGAGAGGAGCCGGCGGUCUCAGCUGAUCAGGGAGAGCGCCGACAUCACGCAGCUGCACACCGAGUACGAGUGAGUGACGUUCACGGCGUUUGUUUGUUUGAGCUGCAGGACGACAUGUUCUCACGUUCUCACGUUCUCACGUUCUCAUAUUCUCAUGUUCUCACGUUCUCACGUUCUCACGUUCUCAUGUUCUCACGUUCUCAUGUUCUCAUGUUCUCACGUUCUCAUGUUCUCACGUUCUCAUAUUCUCAUGUUCUCACGUUCUCACGUUCUCACGUUCUCAUGUUCUCACGUUCUCAUGUUCUCAUGUUCUCACGUUCUCAUGUUCUCACGUGUCUGUUGUGCAGGAAGGAGGUGCAGGAGCUGCAGAAGGAGCUGGAGGUGUUGUCGGUUCAGCACACGCAGAAAUGUCUGGAGAACUCUCAGAUGAGCAAAGAGCUUCUGGAGGACCGAGAGUCGCUGAUGGAGUUCCAGCGAGAAAACCAGGAGCUGAAGAGGAAACAGGUACGGACGAAAAACGACAUCCUGUUUCUGAAACCGUCCUCUGUAUCUUCUUCUCGCCCUCUGAGUGUCGGCCAUCUUUGCAGAGACAGACGGAUGAGAUGACGCAGCAGUAUUUCUCUCUGAGCGGGAAGCAGACGCAGGUGACCUCUGAGGGCGGAGACUUCUACGAGAUGGAGGUAGAAGUUCAAGAAACGACUCCUUUACAAAAACAUGUGACCCCAGGAGAACGGGGGUCCGAUAAAAACCCCGACCUGAGGUCAGCGUCCUGUCGUCUGUGUUUCAGGUGAUCCUGAGAGCCAGAGAAGCUGAGAUGAUGUUCCUCAGACAGGAAGCUCAUUCGCUGAGGGAGGAGCUGAAGAUGGCGAGAAUGGUAAACAACCGAAGAACAGAAAUAAGACCACGGACCAGAACGAGUGUUUGUGUACAUGUUCAUAAAACCACGUCUCUCACCUGUGUUUGUGUGUUUGUGUGUUUGUGUAUUUAUGUGUUUGUGUGUUUGUCUGUUUGUGUGUUUGUGUGUUUAUGUGUUUGUGUGUUUGUGUGUUUGUCUGUUUGUCUGUUUGUGUAUUUAUGUGUUUGUCUGUUUGUGUUUGUGUGUUUGUGUGUUUGUGUAUUUAUGUGUUUGUGUAUUUAUGUGUUUGUGUGUUUGUGUGUUUAUGUGUUUGUCUGUUUGUGUGUUUGUGUGUUUGUGUAUUUAUGUGUUUGUGUGUUUGUGUGUUUGUGUGUUUGUGUGUUUGUGUAUUUAUGUGUUUGUGUGUUUGUGUGUUUAUGUGUUUGUGUGUUUGUGUGUUUGUGUAUUUAUGUGUUUGUGUGUUUGUGUGUUUGUGUAUUUAUGUGUUUGUGUGUUUGUGUGUUUGUGUGUUUGUGUGUUUAUGUGUUUGUGUGUUUAUGUGUUUGUGUGUUUGUGUAUUUGUGUGUUUGUGUGUUUGUGUUUGUGUGUUUGUGUAUUUAUGUGUUUGUGUGUUUGUGUGUUUAUGUGUUUGUGUGUUUAUGUGUUUGUGUGUUUAUGUGUUUGUGUGUUUGUGUGUUUGUGUAUUUGUGUGUUUGUGUGUUUGUGUUUAUGUGUUUGUGUAUUUAUGUGUUUGUGUGUUUGUGUGUUUGUGUGUUUGUGUAUUUAUGUGUUUGUGUUUAUGUGUGUUUGUGUAUUUAUGUGUUUGUGUGUUUGUGUUUAUGUGUGUUUGUAUGUUUGUGUGUUUGUGUUUGUGUGUUUGUGUGUUUGUGUUUAUGUGUUUGUGUAUUUAUGUGUUUGUGUGUUUGUGUGUUUGUGUAUUUAUGUGUUUGUGUUUUUGUGUGUUUGUAUGUUUGUGUGUUUGUGUGUUUGUGUGUUUGUGUAUUUAUGUGUUUGUGUAUUUGUGUGUUUGUGUGUUUGUGUAUUUGUGUGUUUGUGUGUUUGUGUGUUUGUGUGUACCAGGACAAACUCUACGCCCAGAACAAACUCAAAGCUCUCUACACCAACAGUCCAGAUGAACUCAGAGAAGACGUCGACAAACACCGAGAGGAUUUCAGCGUCUCGACUCUGUCUGUCUGCAGAGACGCUCAGAGACUCGGUGAGACCCUGAAGACCUUCAGCAGGAGGUCUCCUUAAUGUGUGUUUAGAUCAGUGGUUCUCAUCUGGUCUCACUCUGGGACCCACGUUUCCCCCACGGUCGACCCACUGUGAUAAAAUUCAAUCCAAGCAAAUUUAGUUUUUAUAAAAAACCUUUAAAGACUCAAAUCUUUGACAUAAAAACACCGUUUUUACUGAGUAAAGUUCAUUUCAGAGCACAUGAACUGACGACGACAACGACUGAAGUUAAUUAGACAGAAAAUAUCGAAUUAAACAAAAUAAAGACCAACCAUAACACAUGCCUUUCAAAAUAAGAUAUUUUCCAAAAUAAAAGACGUGUCAAGAUGAAAUAUUUACUUUUUUGACCAGCUGUUCACGACCCAUCCAGAAGGUGUCUGCGACCCACUCUUGGGUCGGGACCCACCAGUUGAGAACCUCUGGUUUCGAUGAUAUUUCCUGAGACGACGCUGAAGCUUCAGGAUAUUUCUGUCUGUAUCUGAGAGCAUGUGCAGUCAGGUUACACGUAUUUAUAGUUUUCAUGAAUUUCUUUUUCAACUUUGCGUGAAAACAGGAAAAUAUCCAGAUUUAGUUUUAGAGACGAUAAAAUCACAUUUUCUUUAAUUUUUUUUUUCUGGCAUUUAAAUUGUGUAAAUUGUGUAUAUUGUAGAAAGUUUUACUUUUUUCUUCUCCCUUUUUCCCUUUUCUAAAUUUUUUCUUAAUUAUUACAUUUAUCUAAGUUCUUAAUAUUAGGAUCCUUAUUGUUAUAACUGCAUUUUUGCACUCUUUCCUUUAUUGAUCCCCCAUGGGGGAUCAAUAAAGGAAUAUUCUAUUCUAUUCUAUUCUGUUUUUAAAAUGAAGACUCACUUCCUGUUUUUCUCUGAUCCUCCUGUUUCUGUAGAGGACGCCACGACGAACACGACCGGCGCCGCUUUCCUGAAGAAAACCGAGAAAUCUUCGCUCACACGUCAGAUCAGAGGAGUGAGGUCAAAGGUGAAGCUGCAGAAAUCAGAGUUGAUAAAAGUGAAGGAUUGACCCUUUUGAGGGUUUUAUUCUUUAACUUGAAGACGAUGAACGUUCUCCUUCUUUCUCCUGUUUUUCUGAAUUCUGUGGGUUUUUCUGUGUUUCAGAGUUUGAAGGAAGGUCUCUCUGUCCAGGAGAGACUGAAGCUCUUUGACUCUUAAGGACCUAUUUCCAUCUUCUUUCAUGUGUAACUGUCGUCGUUAUCUAAUCUGUUGUUCUUUAGAUUUUCUUCUGUUCAAUAAUGAGUCAGUCUGAUUUUAAAAACAUGUUAUUAUCACUUUGGACCACUAGAUGUAGCAGAACUCAAGACCUGAGACCAGAGGACUACAGACUGAAGCUGUUUCUGAUUUUAAAACUUCAGAUCUGUGAUAAAAAAAGACGUUUUUAUGACCAAAUAUUUGUACUUUAACUUUCUAACGAGAGAGACAAACAUUUUUAAGAUUCAGACUGUGAGUUAUGGACGAGGGUUUUGUACUGUGGAGACUUUAUUUCAUGUAAAACAGAAAAUAAAGAGAUAAAACUUUCUGUGUUCAAACCUCAGGAGUGACUCAAACAUCGGUCUGUGCUCCCGGCUCAGACCUGCAGAGACGUGAGACCGUG